Molecule: messenger RNA, 914 nt
Organism: Moneuplotes crassus
Lineage: Eukaryota; Ciliophora; Spirotrichea; Euplotida; Euplotidae
Source: the annotation of a GenBank genome assembly
GCUGUUGAAAAUAAGUAUAUUUGACAUAUUUUAGGCCAAAUUUGCGCAUGAUUAAAGAUGUUUGAAGGAAGAUUGCCCCGAAGCGGCCCCUUUAAGGUCAUCUUCGACUCCCUCCAAGGCCUUAUUGAUGACAUUAAGAUCAUUGUCAAGUACGAAGGGAUUUCAUUUUGAGGAUUAGAUCACCGAAGAGUAGCCUUAUUUCACAUGGAAAUUAAACGAAAAGAGUUUGUAUACUACGAAUUUGAUGUACCGAUGGUGCUUUAUGUCCGUGUGCUAAAUAUCCGCAAGACCUUACCCUUGAUAGACAAGAGUGACGACAUUGCUUUCCAGAUACGAGAAGGAUCUGAUCGGUUUAUUAUUCUCAGUGAGAGAAAAGAUGGCAAGAGAAAGUUCAAAUUUGAGUAUAAGCUCACUAAAGAGAUUACCUGUGAUCUUCACCCUCCUGAGAUUUCAUAUAGAUCCCAGCUCAGCAUUGAUUCUCUCUUUUUCAGAUGGCUUGUCAGAGAGAUGAGGAGUAUCUCUGACAAGCUCAUUCUUGCCGUUGAUGGAGAAAUAGUCAAAUUCCAAACUGAGAAUGGAACAAAAUUUGGCACUACAAGUAUUAAGACUAAUAAUAAGACCAUCAUCAGGAGAGAGAAGGUUAUACAUAAAGAGUCAGGCUUAAGUAAUGAUAUUUAUAAAGAAGAGAUAAUCAGCAGCAUGGCUUACUCUACAAGGUACCUCAGUGUGAUCACUCGAGUAGUAAGCCUCUCAAAUAGAGUGAUACUAAAGAUGUCCAAUGACUUACCCUUGCUUGUUGAAUACCAGUGCAAAGAGUACGGAGUGCUAAGGUACUACCUUGCUCCACUUUUCAGUGAGGAUAUCUACCAAUAAAUAAGUAAUUAAAAUAAUUUCAAUAAAAUGUAACUUUUAGG